AUGGCCACCAAAGGGGAAGGACCGCCAACUUUGGUGAUCGCCAUCGACUUCGGUACAACGUACUCUGGCGUCGCCUGGAAAGUCUCGAGCAAACUGGGAGAGUCUAUCCAGACCGUCACAGAUUGGCCGACAGCUAGAAACUAUCAUCGAGAUACUGCCAAGGCACCGUCUAGCAUCUUCUAUCCUCCUUCCGACGAUGAGGAUCCCACCUGGGGCUACACGACACCCCUCAAAGAAGGUGUUCUGCGCUGGUUCAAGCUCCUUCUCGUCAACGAAAAAGACCUUCCCGCCAACGUGCGAACGAACUCUCAAGUCAAAGAAGCUCGGGAACUGAUGCAUAAGUUGGGCAAGACGCCUGUUCAAAUCUUUGGAGACUAUCUCCGCCAGGUUUGGAAGCACAGCUUCCCUCAGAUCUCACGAGCGGAGGGGGAACGGUGUACAGACAUCUAUCGCGUUCAUUUUGUCAUCACUCUGCCCGCUAUCUGGCCUCACUAUGUUCGGAUACGGAUGGUCGAGGCUAUGAAGAUCGCUGGUCUGUUUGAUGUGACCAAAGAGGGGAAUACGACGUAUGGGUUCAUCUCUGAACCCGAGGCCGCUGCAUUGACUUGUUUGAAGGAGAAUGCUGGUCGAUACAAGCUCAACGUUGGUGACCACUUUGUCAUCUGCGAUGCGGGCGGUGGUACUGUCGACAUCAUUACCUACAAGAUCGAGAAACUGAACCCCUUUACUGUGAGUGAGAGCGUCAAGGGGGACGGCGGUCUCUGUGGUGGCAUAUUCCUCGAUGAGAAGUUCCGCGGACUUCUCAAACGAACCAUCCCUCGGGAAAUAGUAAGAAAUCUGGAACUCCAGGCAAUUCACAAGAUCAUGAAGCAUGAUUGGGAGGCCGGCAUCAAGGCAUCGCUCUGCAAGGAUAGCACGGCAUACAGCAUGGACUUGCUCUACAAAGGAAAUGUCGACAAGCAGUUCUUUCCUGAUUCUUUCACUAUUCAAGCAAAAGCAAUUCGUGAAGAGGUGUAUGAGCCGGUGGUUAAAGAGAUCAAGGCAUUGGUAGCUACCCAAAUCCGACAAGUUGAGGAGGAAUACCAGAAAUCGCCAAAUUUCAUUUUCUUGGUUGGAGGCUUCGGCAGGUCCAAGUACUUGUAUGAAUGCCUCAAAGAUACUUUCGGCAAGAAGUCGGAUAUCCUCCAGAAGAGAGGAGAAAACCCGUGGGCUGCUGUUCUUCGAGGUGCCGUUCUCCACGGUCUAUCACGCACUGGAUUGAAUGACUCAAUCACUGCCGUGGUAACCUCUAGAAUCUCGCGUCAUAAUUACGGCACUGUUUUUAACGACUGCCCGUUCGACGCGAACAAGCAUGAUAUACGGGAUCGUGAGUAUUGCAUUUACGACAAAGCCUACAUUGCCGUUGACCAAACCGAGUGGUACGUUGGGAUCGGCGAUCCGGUGUCUACCUACGCGCCAGUUUCCUUCUCUUGCUACCAGGCUCUACUCAGCGUAGAGCAGGGUCUUCAAAUAGACAUCGUGAUUUCCGACUCCGCCGAACCCCCGAAUCGGAAGGAUCAGUCAGUCAGGACACUGUGCACGAUCACUGCCCCUUUGGAUUACGAGAUAUGGGCCAAACUGCCCAAGAACAUCAGCGAAGACGGCAAGACAUUCCGCUGCAUCAACUAUGAUCUUCGCAUGAUCAGUGAUGGAUCGUGUCUUGAGUUCGCGGUAUGGUAUAAGAACCAAUGCAUUGCAUCGCAAAACGUCGAUUUCGAAACUACGAAGACAGAACCGAAAGAAAAAGAUCAAGUCGACACUGACGUUCCGAUGGAAGAUCCACCCGAGGUAUUCAGCGAUGCACCUACUGUCAUCAAUAUAGCCGAUAGCGAUGAUGAGUACGUCGAUCGUACUCCCAAGCGCCGACGAGGUGGAAAUAGCAGGCGCGAGCGUUCUAUGACUCUUCGCAAAAAGUAA
Fusarium coffeatum is the source of this 1956-nucleotide messenger RNA. RefSeq lists its product as uncharacterized. The record is from RefSeq and is a predicted model, not a curated record. Gene Ontology annotation, molecular function: ATP-dependent protein folding chaperone; ATP binding. The coding region runs from base 1 to 1956 and encodes 651 amino acids. NCBI's taxonomy places the organism in Eukaryota, Fungi, Ascomycota, Sordariomycetes, Hypocreales, Nectriaceae. The transcript has 9 exons.